Elaeis guineensis (African oil palm) is the source of this 771-nucleotide messenger RNA. RefSeq names its product replication protein A 14 kDa subunit. The record is from RefSeq and is a predicted model, not a curated record. Gene Ontology annotation, cellular component: nucleus. Lineage: Eukaryota; Viridiplantae; Streptophyta; Magnoliopsida; Arecales; Arecaceae. Gene Ontology annotation, biological process: DNA recombination; DNA repair; DNA replication. Gene Ontology annotation, molecular function: DNA binding.
GAAGGACCAUGUUACGGCGCCAAACCCCAUACUGCAGUAGACCAACCGGCGCGAAAAAGAGGAAAAGAUGAAAAGCAAAGACCUUCAGUAUUAAAUGCCGUAUACGCAUUCUCGGCGCCAAUUCCCGAACCCCAAGUCCAACGAAACCCUUCUCCUUUCUCUUCUUCCGAUCGCCACUCGAGGGUUUCGACUGAUCUUUACGAUAAUGGAUACAUCUAGCCCCGCAGUUUUUGUGAAUGCAGAGCUUCUGAAGAUGUACCAGGGUCGGAGAGUCCGAGCGGUGGUUGAAGUGAUGCGAAAUGAAGGUGGGGUCAUCAUAGGGAAAUCAACUGAUGGGCAUCAGUUAACCGUGAAGGUUUCUCAGGCCUUCCCUCCGUCACAUUUUGUGGAGGUUAUUGGUAUUGCUGAUGGCAAUCAAUCAGUUCGUGCGGAAAUUUGCACUGACUUUGGUGAUACAUUUGAUACCUUAGCAUACAAUGGGCUAUGCCAGCUUGCAAACGGCAAAUUCAAGAACCUCUUCCUCUGAUGAAUUGGGGCUGGACCCGAUUGAAGAAGAUAAGAAUAUGGUCGUUAUGCCUCCUAAUGAUGUAUAAUUCCUUUUAAGGGAUGGUGUCAAGAGCCUGAUUUUGCAGGCAAGAACCUCAUCAACUUGGUUUCAAGUUUUUAAGGCCUCUGGCCAUCUUACUCUUGCAAAGGUUGUUCACAGGGUCCAGCUUGUGCAUACUAUGGCGAUUUAUCUGUUUCUUGAAUUGAGCUUUUCUUUGGUUCUCA